AUGUUUGUCCUCAUAGUCAUGUGUAGAAUCGCCGAUCUCCUGAAUCCCCGAUAUCUCUCAAUCUUACCCAUGGCGAGAAGAUCCGGAUCGAUCCUCAGCCGCCUUCUGGCGAAUCCACCUCCUUCUCCAUUCACCGCCCCGACCCGAUCCAUCACCUACAUGCCUCGACCCGGCGACGGAGCCCCACGCACCGUAACCCUGAUCCCCGGCGACGGAAUCGGACCCUUAGUGACCGGAGCCGUCGAGCAGGUCAUGGAGGCGAUGCACGCGCCGGUGCAUUUCGAGCGAUACGAGGUUCGCGGCAACAUGAGGAAAGUCCCCGAGGAAGUAAUCGAAUCCGUCAAGAGGAACAAGGUCUGCCUCAAAGGUGGAUUAGCGACUCCCGUUGGUGGAGGAGUCAGCUCCUUGAAUAUGCAAUUGAGGAAAGAGCUCGACAUCUUCGCUUCCCUCGUCAAUUGCAUCAACGUCCCUGGAUUGGUGACGCGUCACGAGAACGUCGACAUCGUCGUCAUCAGAGAGAACACUGAAGGAGAGUACUCGGGACUCGAGCACGAGGUUGUUCCUGGUGUCGUCGAGAGCCUUAAGGUGAUAACGAAGUUUUGUUCAGAGAGGAUUGCGAGAUAUGCGUUUGAGUAUGCCUACUUGAACAAUAGGAAGAAAGUGACUGCUGUUCAUAAAGCCAACAUUAUGAAGCUUGCGGAUGGUUUGUUCUUGGAGUCUUGCAGAGAGGUUGCUAAAAACUAUCCUGCGAUUACGUACAACGAAAUCAUCGUUGACAAUUGCUGUAUGCAGCUUGUUGCUAAGCCUGAGCAAUUUGAUGUCAUGGUGACGCCUAAUUUGUAUGGUAACCUUGUAGCAAACACAGCAGCUGGAAUAGCCGGAGGCACUGGAGUGAUGCCAGGAGGCAAUGUAGGUGCGGAACAUGCGAUAUUCGAGCAAGGAGCAUCAGCAGGGAAUGUGGGGAAUGAUAAGAUGGUGGAGCAGAAGAAAGCUAAUCCGGUGGCUUUACUUCUCUCAUCGGCUAUGAUGCUUAGGCAUCUCAGGUUUCCGACUUUUGCUGAUCGGCUUGAGACCGCAGUGAAGCAAGUGAUACAAGAAGGCAAAUGGCGAACGAAGGAUCUUGGAGGAGACUGCACUACGCAGGAAGUUGUUGAUGCUAUUGAAAUGGCAUCGAAUAGCGACGCAAGGCCUCUACCGAAAUUCGGGGAUUGGGAUGUGAAUGAUCCGGCGACGGCUGAGGGAUUCACCGUUAUAUUUAGCAAAGCCGGAGAGGAUAAGAAAACGGGUCGGAGCACCAGCAAAACAACUUCGCAGAGGAAACAAGACGCUAAACCAGCGGUCAAGAAAUGGCUCUGUUUUACCUUUUCAUGA
Messenger RNA from Microthlaspi erraticum, 1371 nucleotides. NCBI's taxonomy places the organism in Eukaryota, Viridiplantae, Streptophyta, Magnoliopsida, Brassicales, Brassicaceae. The record is from the annotation of a GenBank genome assembly.